Danio aesculapii is the source of this 2291-nucleotide messenger RNA. RefSeq names its product syndecan 4 (gene sdc4). Gene Ontology annotation, cellular component: membrane; cell surface. The record is from RefSeq and is a predicted model, not a curated record. Lineage: Eukaryota; Metazoa; Chordata; Actinopteri; Cypriniformes; Danionidae. The transcript is spliced from 4 exons. The coding region runs from base 173 to 796 and encodes 207 amino acids. Gene Ontology annotation, biological process: cell migration.
CUGCGUAUUAACACAGAAGACAGCAGCAAGAAGUUCGCGUUCAAACGUCUCAACAAAUCGAAUACAAAAAGGAUUAACGAAACCAGGAGCGGUUUAUUUCGAUUUAUAUAAGUGAUUAUUUCCAAAACGGACAACUAUUUUAUUCACCCGGGCUACUUGUAUUGAAGAGAAGAUGUUGAAAGUUUACCUCAUGUUGGUUUUGUCGGCGGCUGCUGCUGUUUUCGCUGAAUCGGUACGAGAAACUGAAACUUGGGUACCUCUGAAAAACGAGGCGCCCCUUGAGGAUCUGGAGUCCUCCGGCAGCUCAGCUAAUGAAGACUUCGAGUUCACCGACUUAAACCAGACUGACGAUGAGGAUGGCUUCGAUGAAGAUGAUGAAGACGAUUACGAUGACAUGUCCGGCUCUGGGUUUGCAGAUGUGAUCGAAGAUUUUGAGAAUGAAUUAUUGAAUAACCAGAUCCCUGAUGCUAAGGGUCCGUUUGCACCAGAGCCAACUGUUGAUGAGAAGGUUCUGGUUGAAAACAAUGAAGUUUUCUUGCGUGGAGCACCAAACCAAGACUUGGACAUUCACAGCAAUGUGCUCAUGACUCACGCUGGAGAUGAUAGCUUGUUCAACAACACAGAGGUGCUUGCAGCUGUUAUUGCGGGCGGAGCAGUUGGUCUGGUUUUCGCCAUCCUCCUCAUCGUCCUCCUCGUUCACUUCGUUCUCCGCAUCAAGAAGAAAGACGAAGGAAGUUACGACCUGGGAAAGACGCCCAUCUACAAAAAAGCUCCAACCACAGAAAUCUACGCAUGAGCAUCCGCACCCUCGCACACCUUCUCUCUAUCUUCGAACUAUAAGCUCACACAGUGCCUCGGCUGGACGGUCGCCGCCAACCUCUCAUGUAACACCAAAACUGCCGGAGGACCUCACACCAAAACUUCACUCUGACUGGACAUUUGCAUCCAAACAUUAAAGUGACUCGGAGGGAUAAGCGUCUGUUGCCAAACCGCUCCACUCAGAAGAUAUUGGUGUCUUUAUGCUCUCGCACCCGCCCUUCAAGUUUAUUGCCUUUUCAUCACGCGGCUCAUUGUGUCCAAUUUUUCUUUUCUUUUUAUUUUAACGAAACACUAAAUGGUGCAAUGGAGCCUUCACAGAUUAAAGGCUGAGGAUUUACCGUUUUAACCACCCGUUAAAUAAACAGUCACGAUUGGUGCUACAGAGGAGGUGGUUACUGUAGCCUUUCACGUUAUCAUCACAUGUCUUUGUUUUUAAAUCUGUGUGCUGUAAAACAUUUUUUAAUUUGCAUAUUAAAAACAGAGGUGAAACCAAAUUAAGGGCAUGCAGUAUGUGUACGAAACUAAAUUCACAACCUGAAGUCAUUGUACUAGAUUUUAACGUGCGCUCAUUUCAACCAUGGUGUUAUGGUACAUUCCGCAUGUCUGUAUGUCAUUGCUGUGGUGGUUUUUAUAUGGGAGAAUAGAUCCACUACGGUCACCUAAGCUACUUUAACAGGUACAGAUGUUGUUGAUUUGAGAAUCAGUUCACUGCAAACAGACUUUGUGCAUCCAGGGAUCUGUAUAUAGCCAUUGAAUAAAAUGUAAAACUUUGGUACUUAGCCAUUUCUUGACAGCCUUUUAUUUACCAAAUAUUUAAAUGCCAAAAUCAGUUUUUACUGUUCCUAUAUCUCAUCCCGGUAUUCGCUUUUGCUGUAAAAGCUGUAUGUGAAACGCAGAUGCUUUGCAUCUUUAUCUUUUGGAAACAUUACGAAAAUGUUUUGUUGGAGAAUGAUGACCAAUGCUAGUACUAACUAUUUUUUUUCCCCAGUGUUUUUGUAGAUGUCCUUAAUUCCUUUAUUAUUUUUUUUGGUAUUAAUUUAACUGUCAUAUUUUAUUGCCUGCCUUCAGGUCGGGGGUCUUUCUCCCCCAUCUCAGCUGUUGUAUAUGUGAUAAUUAUUUUAUUUUUUGGUUUUAUUUUUUAGAUUUGUUUUAUAUACAGUAGUGCAAGAAUUCAAAGGCAGUUAGUCCUUCAACAGAUUUGUUUUUUAAGAGUUUCUAUUUCUUUUAGACUUUUUAAGCUGAAUCUAUUUAUGUUUUGUAGAAGGAUGUUCUGGAUUAGUUAAGGGGAUCGUGAAUGAGCUGUGCAUUAGCAUGGCAUAAAAUGAGAGAGAAAUUCUGCUGCUUUGUUUGGUCACAUCCAGAUUAAAAAGAAGAAAAAAAAUCACUGAUCUAAUGUUGAAGUCAAUGAAUCAUUGAUUUCUGCAUGGAGGUUCUGAUCUGUUGAAAAUAAAGCUAUUUUAUGCACAUAACCA